Messenger RNA from Coffea arabica (coffee), 745 nucleotides. RefSeq names its product replication protein A 70 kDa DNA-binding subunit B-like. Lineage: Eukaryota; Viridiplantae; Streptophyta; Magnoliopsida; Gentianales; Rubiaceae. The record is from RefSeq and is a predicted model, not a curated record.
UUCAUGCUACCAGCGCAUCCGUCUCACUCCACGCUGCAGACUAACAGUGCAAAUUAGUGAUAUGAGUGGUGCUAUAACUCUUGACCUGAGUGGUGAUGAUGCUGAACAACUCCUCCCAUUCUGCAUAAGUGACAUCCAAAAGCAAGAGCAGCAGGGAAAUGUCCAGUACGCCACUAUAGCAGAUUUCAUCAAGCAGAAAAACUUAGUUUGCUUGGUCAAGAAAUCAAAUACAAUCCACAGUUCCAGGAGCUCAGAAAAGUACAAUGCCAUAGUUGCCCAUAUCAACAAUGCUACUGCAGAAGAAAACUAUGUCAUCAGCAAAUAUAUCACCAACUACAAAGCUACAGCAUCCACUUGGGCAGCAGCACAAGAAGAACAUUCCAAAAAGAAUGUUACCGACAUGGCUGAAAAUAUGGCAAUAGAAAAAGUUGAUAGCAUAAUGGAAGGAGAAACACAAAGCAAAGGAGUGGAUCAACUCAGUCCUUCUAACACAGAAGAUAAGAAGAAAAAGGCAGCAGUUGCAGCAGCCCCAAUGAAACUCAGAGUCAACCCCACUAAGAAACACCGCACCUAAACUGCCAAAGCCCAUCCUUGAAGUUAUAUCCUUUGCGAAUGGAUCUUCAUUAUUCCUAAGUACUACUACUUUAACGGACAAACUUGGCUGAACUUUUCCUUUAUCUGUUCUAUGUAAAUAGAAGUAUCUAAAAUAAGACUGUUUCAAAUUAGGUUAAGUGCAAGGUGGUCU